UUUUGUGUUCAGUCUAAAUGUCUGGAAGAAAAAAAUCGAAGAUUCGAAAUAUCAUCGUAAAUGAUUAUUCAUAAUUCUUCCUUUUUUCUUUUAAUUUGUGAAAAAUCUUCGAACGAACGUAUAGAUACGCUUUUAUGGUACAGGAGAAGUUCAAGAAAAUAAUAGGUAUUCAACUUUUAUCGAGUACUCUGGUAGUGUGCUUUAUUCUUUACGAAUUGGCAAACACACCAUUGAUCAGCUCUAAAUUUCUGGAAUUCGUCCUAUAUUUGGCGUGCAUGAUGACACAGAUCUUCGUUUAUUGCUGGUACGGGAAUCAGCUCAAAUUAAAGAGUGCCGAGAUUGUGGUCACGAUUUUCGAAUUAGAUUGGAUCUCCCUUGACAAUAAAAGUAAGAAAGAUUUGAUAAAUAUAAUGAGAAGAGCGAUGAAUCCGAUCGAGUUGACCUGCGCAUACAUCUUUACGAUGGAUUUGAGAACUUUCGUGAGCAUAUUGAAAAUGUCGUACUCGACGUACAAUUUCCUUCAGAGAACGAAGGAAUCGUAAGUUACAAUGUUUCGAUUAAUCUUUGCGUAAUUAAGGAUUAAUCUAAUUCGUAAAUAACUUGAUGUGAAAAUUUUCAAGAUCAAGAACGUAGAAUUUUUUCUAAUUCGAAAUUUUGUAAUUACAACAUUAUAAAAUUUGACUUAAAAUCUGAAGUUUAAAAUUUUUCCAUAAAAAAGGAAGCGAAUCUUAAACUUUGAAAUCAAAUUUUAACAAGCUAUAUAAUAAAAUUAUCUAUUAAAUCGUAUGAGUCU
This is a messenger RNA of Apis laboriosa (Himalayan honeybee), 793 nucleotides long. RefSeq names its product odorant receptor 46a-like. NCBI's taxonomy places the organism in Eukaryota, Metazoa, Arthropoda, Insecta, Hymenoptera, Apidae. The coding region runs from base 135 to 542 and encodes 135 amino acids. Gene Ontology annotation, molecular function: odorant binding; olfactory receptor activity. Gene Ontology annotation, cellular component: plasma membrane. Gene Ontology annotation, biological process: sensory perception of smell; detection of chemical stimulus involved in sensory perception of smell. The transcript is spliced from 3 exons. The record is from RefSeq and is a predicted model, not a curated record.